AUGGAGUUGACACUUUUUCUGGAGUGUUAUGCAUUGGUGGAAGCUGAAAUUCAGCCAACGAAGCAUUCGGAUACUCAAGUUGAACUCUUCCAUCAAUACUUUUCCUCCAGUGUUUUAUAUCAAUUCUGCAUGCAUAGACAAGAAGAACGCCCACGAAUACAUAAGAAGAUUUUCAACUUCUUACUGAAAGAAAGCGCUGGAUCCUUGAGCUGCAUCAAUGAGGACGAUUUGAAGAAGGAACAAAUGUCUCUUCCAUUUCUUAAAUUUCCCGGUUUGGUGCAAAUCGAAGUGAUAAAACAACUCGAAUUAAGAGAUGUAUUCUGGUUGAGUUUAUGCUCUAAACAUAUGAAACAUGUCAUUCGAAGUGCCGAAUUGAGGCCGAAGAGAGUUCAUUAUUUAGUCGCAUACAACAGAAUUCAGGUUGCUCUCAGAUUCUUGGAACAUAAUGACAAUGUACACCCUUUGGUACUCGUGAGGCGUAUUUCGUAUGGUGAUACAAAAGAUUUGAAAAAAAUGAAAAUGGGAGGAGCAACUAUAAAAAGCAGAUUUAUCAAAUCUACUGAAUCUAAAAAUUUCAAUCACUAUCUCGAAUACCUCCAUUCAGAGCAAAAUGUGGUUAUCAAUUCACUCCAGCUUCACAUUAAUUAUAUAUUUCGAAAUGAACCACGAGUUCAGAUCAAUGUUUAUUGCACGGAUUCCUUGAGUUUAUCAACUCUUAUCAAGAAUGCAAAAGACUCUUUUGUCAUUCAGAGAUUAUUCAGUACGGCGACACUAGAAUACUUUUUGAAGAGACAUCCGACUCUAGAGAGUCUUCAUAUAAAAUCAAACUUUACUGAUGAAAAAUUGCAAGAGGACGCAAAGUUAUGGAAACUUGACAGACUAGCGUUUCGGAAUUCUGAAGACAUGACACCAAUGCUUAUGAGAAAAUUCAAUGGUCGUUAUAUGAUUCUCGACAAUUCUAACUACAGUAAAGAAUUUUGGCAGGAGUUGAUCCGAAAAUGGAUAAGAAGAGAGUCAUAUCACAACUUGCAAGCAGUAAUCACGCGAACUCAUCACAAUUUGUUUAGAGUUAUCAACUGGAGGGAAUUUUGGGCGGAAUGCAAUGCGAUGAAAUGGGACGGUUUGAGAAGACCAAAGCAUUUCAAAUUUGAUCCGAAAAUAAUCGACUUCGGUCUGUAUGAACCAGAGGAAAUCGACUGCUCCGAUUAUAUUGAUAUUCAGCAAACUGGCGGGGGUAAAUGGGCCUCGAUCAGGGAUACUGGCUAUGCAGUACACUUUUUUGUAUGGGAUUGA
Messenger RNA from Caenorhabditis remanei, 1293 nucleotides. RefSeq lists its product as uncharacterized. Lineage: Eukaryota; Metazoa; Nematoda; Chromadorea; Rhabditida; Rhabditidae. The record is from RefSeq and is a predicted model, not a curated record. Gene Ontology annotation, molecular function: protein binding. The coding region runs from base 1 to 1293 and encodes 430 amino acids. The transcript is spliced from 5 exons. Gene Ontology annotation, biological process: embryo development.